Molecule: messenger RNA, 3802 nt
Organism: Macrobrachium nipponense
Lineage: Eukaryota; Metazoa; Arthropoda; Malacostraca; Decapoda; Palaemonidae
Product: Krueppel-like factor luna
Exons: 3
Coding region: 147-1244 (365 amino acids)
Biological process (GO): regulation of transcription by RNA polymerase II
Molecular function (GO): RNA polymerase II cis-regulatory region sequence-specific DNA binding; DNA-binding transcription factor activity, RNA polymerase II-specific
Source: RefSeq, a predicted model, not a curated record
UCGUCAUAGGAACCUUUCAGUAGGAUGGUCCUACGGCAAGUGAGUUCAAAAUCUCGGGUCUGCUAACGACAAGGAAGUCGAAUUUUAGUAUUGCCUAAGAGUAACUGUGAACAACGUUUGUGUUGGAUGAUCAAAAUUGCUACGAGAUGGACCGGUACCUGAAGGAUGAGCCGCGAGUGAAGGGCGGCGGCCGCAAGCUGGGUGGGUGCGAAACGGACGCCCCUUGGUCCGCCUACUACGAGGAGUACACCCACGAUGGCUCUUCAUCACCAGUACGACUUUUCACUAAACUCGGCCGCCCCAUCAAGGGGGCGAGAGCCUCUCGCUUCCUGGUGAAGGUCAAGUCCGAGACACUGAGCGCCGAGCUCAACAUCAAGAGGGAGCCCUUCGACCCCGACACCUGCUUCAAGGACGAGCCCCUAGACGAUAGCAUUAGCGUCAAGGAAGAGCCCCUGGAGGAUCUGGACGACCCCUUGAGUCAGGACGACCUGUGCGGCUCCGAGAGAUCUUUAGACUCGGUGUCUGUGUCGUCGUCGUCCUCCUCCGCCUCCUCCCUGGCUUCCUUGGAAGGCGACCUCGACACCUCUGUCAGCGCGGGCGGCCAGAGCCCCACGCGCGGUCGGUCGCUCAUCUCAUGGGCGUCCUCUGAGGACAUGGUGACAGACACCCGACUGGAGGCCGGAGGGCGUCGAGGGUCCGGUUCCCCCUUCUACGCGGCGACGAAACUGCUGACGGCCAAAUCGGCGCCCAACAUCGCUACCUUGACGCCGCCCUCGUCCCCCGAGACCUCCCCCGUCACCCACACACACACGCUCCUCAAAGUUCACGCCCGAUCACAAGUGCCAAAGUUCAUCUCUUUCGCCACCAGCUUACCCUUAAAAAGUAGCAACAAUAGCAGUAGCUUGAGUAUGGGCGUGCGGGGGGCCAUGAGCGUGGGUGUGCACCACCCACGCACGGCGGACACCUCCCCAGAUGCCAAGCGGCGGGUGCACAAGUGCCUCUUCCCUGGCUGCAAGAAAGUAUAUACAAAGUCCUCGCACCUCAAGGCACACCAACGUACACACACAGGAGAGAAGCCGUACCGUUGUUCCUGGGAAGGAUGCGAGUGGAGGUUCGCCAGGUCUGAUGAGCUAACCCGGCACUUCCGCAAACACACUGGGGCCAAGCCCUUCAAAUGCAACCACUGUGGACGAUGCUUCUCGCGCUCAGAUCACCUCGCCCUUCACAUGAAGAGGCACCAGUGAGGUUUUCCUCCUUUUGCAGCACUCCCCACCCCCUUGAGGAUGAGGAACGCCAAGGCAACGACACCUUCUCGCUUGGGACCUAAUCUGGACCUCUGACUACUACUGAAGUCUCUAAUGACACAGAAUACUUGGAGAGAAAAGACGAGGUCGUCUUCUUCAAGGUGGACCUCUAGGAAUGACAUCGGAGCGACAGGCGACAUUUCACCUGGCGGCAUUCCGGUGGCUGCUUCAAAACAGGCACAAAUUACAUUCUGAAAAUAAAAAAAGGAAAAGUAGAUAUAUACAAAUAUAUAUGCUGCUGAUAAGAACAGCCAUUAUGAGACUAGAAUACAGACCCUUUUAAAUUCCUUCUUGGAGGUUCCCCGAACAAUCCAGAUUUUAGUUUGUACAGAAUUAAAUAUGUUAUAAGUGGAUGUGUGUAAAAAAAAGUAAAACUUGAGUUUCAUGGUAAAAUAUCAAGAGUAGUAAAAAUUAUGAAAAGAAAAUUUAUUGAACUCAAAGAUAUCAUGUUUUACAGACCUUUAGAUAAUUCUGUAUAUAAAUCAAGGACUGGUUUAGUGGUCAGUCAUCUAGAAAACUCAUGAUGUUAUUUUGUGUACAGUGUAGAAUGUAAGAUUUGGUCCCCCGCCGGGCGUGGUGAAAUAGCAUAGUGAGGAAGGACAACUUGGCUUUCAAAAAUAUUUUUUUUCAAUUAGAAUGAUUAAUAUAAUUGUAUUGGAGUGGUUGCCUUAGGAACAAAAGUACUGCUACUUUGUUAAGUCUUCGAUUUCGUUCUAAUUUUAGAUUUAUGAAAUUUCCAAUUUAAUGAAAUAAGCAAGAAACUAUUUUUGUUUUACUUUUAACUUUUCAUGCAAUCAAGUAUAUCGUUAAGGGAGGAACCACAAUUUAUUCAAUUGAUAACCAAGCUAAGAGUUUAUCUUGAAAUGUACAAAAUGUCUUCAUGUAUCAAUAAGGAUGCAUAUACUGUGUACUGUUGUAUUACUGAUGUUUAGCGCUGCUGUAUAUAAAAAAAACAUUUAAUGUUUAAGGAUUCUGUACCACUGCCAUGCUAUUUGAGGCACGGAAUAAUUUCAAAGAGGAGUUCAUGAAAAUCCGACUCUUCGGUAAUUCUUUAGCAAUGAAUAAGAAAAUUUGAAAAAAUAAAUUCAGAAGUAUCAUAUAACCUUCAGAGGGACCUCUGGCACAGUUAUCCCACAUGUAUAUGCAUGGUAAAGUAAAUAAAAAAUUGAUGUAGCAUAUGCUGAGAUAAUAUUAAUUCGUGAUAGAAAGUUGCUUCAAACUGUAGCGUGUGCGGCGUGUGUCUGCUAGUAUGUGUGAGCGUGCGUAUGUUGGCUGAUUUUUGUAUAUCCAAUGGGGAAGGUUCUAAAAAUUUGAGAGGAGGAGGAGUUCCUAAACUCUCUCCUCCCCUUCCCUGGUGCAACACCAACAACAACAAUAGCAACAACUGCUACAGAUGCAUCGCACCUUGAGAGCGACAGACGAAACAACAAAUAGUUUGUCGACGGUCGGAGGUGGCAGAUCGAUCGAUCAUAUACAUACAAUUUAUAUAUCCUUUAGGAGGAUUUCUUCAUUACUUACAACGUGUCUCAGUCACUUCUGAUUGUUUUAAAGUAUAUAUAUUAUAAAUAUAACAUUGACCACAUUUGGCGCCGGCUUGACGAUAAGGAAUCGACAUUCAAUUUCAUAAAAAGAAAUAAAAAUCCAUCUAAGAAAAAUACAAAGUGCAGACUACGUCAUUGCUAACUCGAAGGCUUCUAGUGGUACUCUGGAGUUUUAUUUUUGGCGUCUUGCUAAAUGUUUUUACCCUGUCACAAAAAGUAAUGGUUUCUAUUAGCAACGUUGUGUAUUGUGUUACAGAAUACCUUUUUAGAUAGGGAUUUAGAUUUGCCCUUCUCCCGUCAAGCUUCCCAUCGCGAACAAAGAGGCAGCAAGAGUUCGUUGUUUAAACUGCAGUGCAUCAACAUAUAUGGCGGCAUUUAAGUAACCAGAGAAGUUUAGAGCGUAGACUUAACAAUUUUUUUUUUUUUUUGGAAUCAUAGUUUUAUUUUUUAUUUUUUAUUUUUUUUUUUUGAAGUUGCGGCUUAGAAAUGCCAUAAGAACGAUAAAACUAGGGAAUAAUGAAAAUUAUUUUUCUUUAAAAAACCAUGUUCUUCAGUACGUACUUUUCAUGACACGAUACGAUUGAACUCAACUUAUAGAAUGAACCAUGAACCAAAAAAACGAUUAACUUUAUCAAAACAUGGAUUUCUGGAAAGAUGAUGAAAAGCCUCAAAGUGAACAAAAAACAAAAAGCCGGCGCUCAACCACAACUUUCAAAAUACCAUUCCAUUCUUGUGCCCUCUCUGCCCAAAGUGUCCUUUUUGUAUUUCAGAAUAUUUUUUCAGUCGCGCGGUCAGUUAUUCAAUCACAUGGUUGCUAGUGAUUCAGAUAUUACACUAUGUCAUAUGUCAUUAUGAUAAGACAUUCAUUUUGAUGUUUAGUAUUUCAGUAAAGGUAGCAUAUAAAAAAAGUACAAGAUAGCAUCCUCUAACAUCCCAUAUAUACAGACUUUACAUAUA